Messenger RNA from Globicephala melas (long-finned pilot whale), 2770 nucleotides. RefSeq names its product presenilin 1 (gene PSEN1). Lineage: Eukaryota; Metazoa; Chordata; Mammalia; Artiodactyla; Delphinidae. Gene Ontology annotation, cellular component: plasma membrane; nucleus; endoplasmic reticulum. The record is from RefSeq and is a predicted model, not a curated record. Gene Ontology annotation, molecular function: aspartic endopeptidase activity, intramembrane cleaving; cadherin binding; beta-catenin binding. Gene Ontology annotation, biological process: protein processing; amyloid precursor protein catabolic process; intracellular signal transduction.
ACGAAACCGGUGAGGCCUUUUGGGCGGGGCCUGGGCCGGGCCGCUCCAAAGGCCGCGAUUUCACAUCGGAAACAAAACAGCGGCUGCUCGGGAGGAAACCUCAGCUGCUAGAGGCCGGUGGUGGCGGCGAGGAAAGGACCUAAUCCAGGAGCCUGCAAGUGACAGCAGCCUGUGAGGUCCUUAGAAAGCUUGGCCUGGAGGAUAACACAUGAAAGAAAGAACCCCAAGAGGCUCUGUUUUCUGUGAAAAAGUAUUUCUAUACAGUUGCUCCAAUGACAGAGUUACCUGCACCCUUGUCCUACUUCCAGAAUGCACAGAUGUCCGAGGACAACCACCUGAGCAAUACUGUACGUAGCCAGAAUGACAGUAGAGAGCGGCAUGAGCACGGCAGCGAGAGGCGGAGGCAUGGCAACUCUGAGUCGUUAUCCAAUGGCCGAGCCCCCGGUAACUCACAGCAGGUGGUGGAACAAGAGGAAGAGGAAGAUGAGGAGCUGACGUUGAAAUAUGGCGCCAAACAUGUGAUCAUGCUCUUUGUCCCCGUGACUCUCUGUAUGGUGGUGGUCGUGGCCACCAUCAAAUCAGUCAGCUUUUAUACCCGGAAGGAUGGGCAGCUAAUCUAUACGCCAUUCACAGAAGACACCGAGACUGUGGGGCAGAGAGCCCUGCACUCAAUUCUGAAUGCUGCUAUCAUGAUCAGCGUCAUUGUCAUCAUGACUAUUCUCCUGGUGGUUCUAUAUAAAUACAGGUGCUAUAAGGUCAUCCAUGCCUGGCUUAUUAUUUCAUCCCUAUUGUUGCUGUUCUUUUUCUCAUUCAUUUACUUGGGGGAAGUGUUUAAAACCUAUAAUGUCGCCAUGGACUACAUUACAGUUGCACUCCUGAUCUGGAAUUUUGGUGUGGUGGGAAUGAUUGCCAUUCACUGGAAAGGUCCACUGAGACUCCAGCAGGCAUAUCUCAUUAUGAUCAGUGCCCUCAUGGCCCUGGUAUUUAUCAAGUACCUCCCAGAAUGGACCGCGUGGCUCAUCUUGGCUGUGAUUUCAGUAUAUGAUUUAGUGGCUGUUUUGUGUCCAAAAGGCCCACUUCGUAUGCUGGUUGAAACAGCUCAGGAGAGAAAUGAAACUCUCUUUCCGGCUCUUAUUUACUCUUCAACAAUGGUAUGGUUGGUGAAUAUGGCAGAAGGAGACCCAGAAGCCCAAAGGAAGGUAUCCAAAAACUCCAAUUAUAAUGCACAAAGCACAGAAAGUGAGUCACAAGACCCCGUGACAGAGAGUGAUGAUGGCGGCUUCAGCGAAGAGUGGGAAGCCCAGAGGGACAGUCGCCUGGGGCCUCAUCACUCUACGGCUGAGUCGCGAUCUGCUGUACAGGAUCUUUCCAGCAGCAUCGUGGCCAGUGACGACCCAGAGGAAAGGGGAGUAAAACUUGGAUUAGGAGAUUUCAUUUUCUACAGUGUUCUGGUUGGUAAAGCUUCUGCAACAGCCAGUGGAGACUGGAACACAACCAUAGCCUGUUUUGUAGCCAUAUUAAUUGGUUUGUGCCUUACAUUAUUGCUCCUCGCCAUUUUCAAGAAAGCAUUGCCAGCUCUUCCAAUCUCUAUCACCUUUGGGCUUGUUUUCUACUUUGCCACAGAUUAUCUUGUGCAACCCUUUAUGGACCAAUUAGCAUUCCAUCAGUUUUAUAUCUAGCAUAUUUGCAGUUAGAAUCUCAUGGAUUUUUCUCCUUUGACUAUAAUAAAUCUGGGGAGGACAAAGGUGAUUUUUCCUGUGUCCACAUCUAACAAAGUCAAGAUUCCCAGCUGGACUUUUUGCAGCUUCCUUCCAAGUCUUCCUGACCACCUGCACUAUUGGGCGUUGGAAGGAGGUGUCUACAGAAAAUGGUUUUGAACAUGUCAUUGUGGUGGACCGAGUCCCUCAGUGCAGAAACUGCCAGAUUUGAGGGACAAGAACAAGGCAAAGUGAUGAGCCAGAAAGUUGCUGUGCUCCCACCAGCAGGUUGACCUUUGGUCACAGGUGGAUUUUACCAACGCUGCAGACUCUCAGGACUACCAUUACCAAGAGGUUAAAUGAAAUGGUUUAAACCAAACAGGACUCUUCAUCUUAAACUACAUGUUGAAAGUCAACCUAAUAAAUCUGUAUUGAAUUCUGAACCUUUUUGCGAGAUACUGUAAGGAGAGCAGGCACCAGAGCAAAAUGGAAAGAUGGAAAGGGGCUCAAACUUUCAGAUUUUUUGCUGCAGACUUACCAUUUUUAAAUAAGACUUUUUUUCACCUGAGGUGUAGGUUGAUUUCGACACUUGUUCUCAAGCACUGAAGCUCAUUACCAUCUAUGGCUGCCAUUUCUUCCCAAGGCCAGUCUGAACUUAUUUGAGGUUGCUUUAUCUUAAAAGUCUUAACCUCAGGUUCCAAAUGCAGUCAUUUAUUUCUGGAAAGAGUGGAACUAUAACUCAACAAUUCCCUAUUACCCUUAGGUAAAUUCUGGAUUUUCCACCAAAUUCCUAACUUUUAGGCAUACUUGUGGGUUCACUUGCCCCCAGGUCCCUCCCUCCUUCCAUCUCUCUCCCGGUACUCCCCUCACAAGCACUUCUCCUAUACAGCGAAUAAGACAGCUCUGUUGUGGAAGCAGAUGAUCCAGUUGUUCUAGGAUUUUGCUCUGUGUGUGGUGCAAAGAAUGUGUCAUGAGUCAAUGCUACCAGCCUUGCUUUCGUACUUUCUUAAAUAACAAAUGCAAUGUGCCCAAAGAUGGUAGGAUUAAAGAAGAGUAAGAUGGCUGGUGAAGCA